AUGACGUCCAUCGCACGUCGCAUCGUGAGCGGCCAAAAGGCCCGCUUCAAGGAUCCCACUCUCGACCUCGAUCUGGACCUCACCUAUGUCACCGACCACCUCAUCAUCAUGGGCUUCCCAGCCUCGGGCGUUGCAUCGCUCUACCGCAACAAGCGCUCCGACGUGCGUCGCUUCCUCGACAAGCGCCACGAUGAUCUCUAUCGCGUGUACAACUUUUGUCCCGUCAUAGAGAACUCUUACGACGCUGACGAAUUCUACGGACGUGUCUCCCGCUUUCCGUUCCCGGACCACCAUGUUCCGCCGCUAAGCCUCAUCCCUCUCUUUGUGGCCGACAUCACCGAGUACCUUGAAUCCGAUCCGGACGCAACCGCUGUCAUUCACUGCAAAGCGGGCAAGGGAAGGUCGGGAACCAUGACUUGCUGCUAUCUCGUAUCCCUGCCCUACCUCCCCACUGCGCCGACCAGCAUCAAGAACUACAGCAAGAUGCAGCGUCCGCCACAGCAGACUGUUUCACCGCCUCCUCUGCCCACCAUCGCCUCGGCCGACGGACGGCAAAUGACAGUCGACGGGCAGAAUGCAGCUCAGCCGCAAGCAGCAACACUCAUGCCACCGCCUCAGGCACGAAGCAGCAUGACACUUCAGAUUCCUCGAUCAGCAGCAUGGGCCGACCCGUGCUCAUCCGACACGGCAUACACUGCGCCCGCUGCUGCCGGCUCUCUUCGUCGCAGGCCUUCGCUGGCCCCGGAGCAGAGCAUCAUUCGCAACGACGACCAAAACCCGGAAGCAGAGGUCGAGCAAAUCUCUCAGCGACUCCAGACCAUCUUUGACCUGCACACGGAACGUCGUAUGAAGCCCCCGUCUACAAAGAAGGGCUCGAGACGUUCGCGGUCUCGAUCCCAGGCUGCGGGUCUUCGUCCGUCAGCGCAUUCUACCGGAGCGAUGAACUCUGCUGCGGUAUCCACCGUGUCGCUGCGUGCGCUGGGUGCCGGACCGGCGGGACGAAGCUGCGAUGCUCUGCACAUGUCGUCGAGCGGCAACGACUUGAGUGCGAACUACCAUUCGCGCUUUGCUACGCACAGCAGAGCCAGCACAAGCAUGUCGCAGCAUUUCGACGACAGUCUGGCCAACAGCCAGGUUCGAGAGAGCACUGACUUGGGCACUUCGAUCGUAGACAACUACAGUAACGCUCGCGGCGUUCACAGUCACGAUUUCGACGAUGCAAGCUCGCUCGCCGUCAACCAGAACACCGAGGACCACGGCAGUACCAAGCAGCCCAAGAUGGGCGUUUCGAUCCCAAGUCAGCGCAGGUGGGUGGGCUACUGGACACGGAUGCUCUCUGGACGGGACGCACGUCUCCCGAUGAUAUCCACCGUCCAACAGCCGAGACGUCUCAUCCGCAUCACGAAAAUUUCGGUCGAGCGUCGCGAUGCGACCUCUUCGUCCGGCGCGCAAGGCUGGCUCGAACGUCUUGUGCCGCACUCUGACGCGCUGAGCGUACAGCUCGUUCGGUACGAAGACUCGCUCGUGGACCGCCUGGAGUCGUGGGAGAGGCACGCGCGACGUCGAGCAAGAGCGUUCGGACAGCACGACCCUUCGGGCCUCGCCGGGGACCUCAACGCUGAAGAGGAGCAGCAAAAGCAGUACCUCAAGACGCUCCGUCGCAAGGCUUCGGACCUGCAGUGCUGGGAUGGGAACAAGUUUGGCGAGCAGCACGAGGGCAAGAUCGGCAACUGGGGGAUCUGCGUCAAGGCCGAAGCGGAUCGAGCACGGGCAUUCGACUGGAAGGACGAUGAGCCGCAGUUGGACUACUUUGCCUUGAUGUCGCAGAGCCAGCCCCGCGUAGCGAUCGAGACUCCGAUGACCGGACAAUCGAAGGCGAAGAAAGGGGACAGAUUGUGGAAGUACACUUUCGAGCCACAGCAAGAGCCGAGCAAGGAACGACAGUCGUCGACAUCCAGCUCGGAUUCAGGCUACUAUUCUUCGAUUCAGCCCUCGGAAGACUCCGGUGCCAGCCACCUCGCACCGCUCUCGGAUGCCUCCGCUGAAGCACCUUCCCGCUCCUCCCCCACCUCCAAACCCGACCAAGAAGUCACCCCACCCUCAUCCACCUCCUACCUUCCCAACACCACCACCUCUGGCAUCUCCGUCGGCCAAAUCGUAGAUGCGGACCGCGAAGUUUGCGUCAAAGUACUCGUGGGUAGAACAGGAUCGAAACACGCCAAGUUGCCGGACAUUGCUUCGGCAGGAUGGUGCUGGUUCAUCCCAUCGUUCGAGGAUCCGGAUGCGGGAGGCGCGGGUGUGGCGAGGGUGGGUGCGAAGACGCAGAUCAGAUUCGAGAAGCACGAGAUAGAUUUCAGGAAGCAGCCCUUGGGGUUGGUGGCGAUCGAGGUCGAAUGGGAGUGGGUGAGCGUCGGGGUGGAGGAGCACGAGGAGAGGUAG
Molecule: messenger RNA, 2439 nt
Organism: Pseudozyma hubeiensis SY62
Lineage: Eukaryota; Fungi; Basidiomycota; Ustilaginomycetes; Ustilaginales; Ustilaginaceae
Product: ptenb protein
Exons: 1
Coding region: 1-2439 (812 amino acids)
Biological process (GO): phosphatidylinositol 3-kinase/protein kinase B signal transduction; negative regulation of cell population proliferation; phosphatidylinositol dephosphorylation
Cellular component (GO): plasma membrane; nucleus; cell projection
Molecular function (GO): protein tyrosine phosphatase activity; phosphatidylinositol-3,4,5-trisphosphate 3-phosphatase activity
Source: RefSeq, a predicted model, not a curated record